Carassius gibelio (silver crucian carp) is the source of this 2011-nucleotide messenger RNA. RefSeq names its product vacuolar protein sorting-associated protein 37B-like. The record is from RefSeq and is a predicted model, not a curated record. The transcript is spliced from 4 exons. Gene Ontology annotation, cellular component: ESCRT I complex. Bases 80 to 838 code for a protein of 252 amino acids. Gene Ontology annotation, biological process: ubiquitin-dependent protein catabolic process via the multivesicular body sorting pathway; protein targeting to membrane; protein targeting to vacuole. Lineage: Eukaryota; Metazoa; Chordata; Actinopteri; Cypriniformes; Cyprinidae.
UGACGGGAAUUACUCGACUUCCGGCCGAGGAGCAACACAAGAUACUUCCCUGCGGCGGCGGAGAGACAAUAACAAAGCUAUGGGAGAAAUGUCCGGCUUCGAGGACAGACUGCAGUCGUACUCGUCCACACAGCUGCACGAACUGCUGGAGGACGAUGGCAAGCUCCGGGAAAUGGUCAGAGAGAUGGAGGAGAUGCAGGAAAUGCAGCAGAAUAAAGAGCUGACGAUCGCCAGUAACCGCAGCCUGGCGGAGCAGAACCUCAACCUGCAGCCUGAACUGGACCAUCAGAAGAUCCAGCUGACCAAACGCUACUGCUGUUUACAAGAUCUGCACGAGUCCUACCAGCUCCGCGGGUCCACGCUAGGAAACAGAUCACUAGACACAUUGUUGGCUCUUUUGCAAACCGAGGGAGCCAAGAUCGAAGAAGAAACAGAGAACAUGGCUGAUUCAUUCUUGGAUGGAUCUGUGCCUCUGGACUGCUUCAUUGAUGACUACCAGAGCAAGAGGAAGCUGGCACAUCUGAGGCGUGUGAAGAUCGAUAAACUACAGGAGAUGGUGCUGAAGGGGGUUCAUCUUCCUCAGGGUUCCUCUAAUGAUCCCUCACAACCUCAGGAGACCCAUAACUUCACCGCACCUAUCCAAAAAAUAGCUAAUGGUUCUCCAGCUCAUGUAAGACCUGCACAGAUAUCUCAACCAUCAGCCAUGCCUUACAACCCUCAGAGCCUCGGUGCUCCUCUGCCAAACACGGUGCCAUCAUAUUCCUGUCCAUACCCACAAGCACUCCCUCAAGGACCCGGCGCUGGUCUUCCCCCGCAGGCAGGUUUCAUAAUGCAAUGAUGUUCUUCUGCCUGAGCCUUUCCACUAGAACGUGAAACGUGAUGUCCUCCCUUUUUCUUUAGAUGCACUUUGAUCCUAAACAGGUUUGGGUUUCUGCAGUUCCACAGAAUUAAUUUCAGUUUGUUUGCAUAACAUAAGAUGCAUUAAGACGAUUAUGAUUCAGAAUCAAAAGUUUUAAGCUGAAAAGUAGUGUGUCUUUUAAACAAUGGGGGUAUUGCACUUCUCAUGUAAAUAUCUAAAUUUAAUUGAAAAUGAUAUUGAGAUGGAUUUGAAAAUAGGUCCUUAUGCACACAUAAGACACUUUUACUGUGUACUUUUUAUUUUGUGAGGAAAAUAUUGUCACUGUAACGAUAACAGACAAUAUUGGAAUUUUGGACUUCUGGUUUAAAAACUGACCAAAGAUGCACUCCACCUGUUCCAUGCGCGCUCUGUUAAGUGGUUUUGAAUAUAGUGGCUUUGUUGGACUUCAUUUGAUUUCAUUCUAACAUGAAAUGUUUAAAUACUCCUGUGGCAUUAACAGACCGGCCUGACAGUAAGUCUGUUAUAGAAAGACUUUCUUAGUGUGAAUCAGACUUUAGUAAACAGUUUAGUUAUCAUAAACUGAAAAAAAAAAACUAUCCUUAAAUAGCUACUAUACUUAAUAUAAUAAAAAUAUUAUAUACCAGUAAUUAGAAUGCUGUUUACAACAUUUCCGAUAUGUAAAGUGAUCUAUUUUGGCACUGCAUUUCUGAUGAAAUCUUAUCUUUGCAGAGAAGUGCAGGUACUUUGAUCAAAGAACUGUCAUGCUGGGUUGUGACAAGUCUUGUGCACGUUUUAUAUGAAGGAUGUUAUUAUGCAAGUCUGUAAAGUUAGAGUAAAGUCACUUUCUGUACACUGAUGUAAGUACAGGUAAAAGAAAUCAAAUGUGCCUUGCAACAGAACAAACGAGUGACGUUUAAUGAAGAAAGCAUUUAUCCACACCGUCGCUGUGCUUUGAUAAAUCUUUGAAGCCAUCUACAACUUAGUGUUUCUGAAGACGAUUAAUGGUGCAGAAUCCUUUUGAACGGUUUUAUCUGUAGUGUGGUAACCUGUAACACUCCUUAUGUAAAGUACUGUACAUUGUAGCUGUCUGAUAAGUGGAUAUUGGUGACUAGAUUUUUUUUAAUGCUGAUUAAUAAAUGCCUAAAGACAAAA